This is a messenger RNA of Mangifera indica (mango), 790 nucleotides long. Its product is annotated as major latex allergen Hev b 5-like. The transcript is spliced from 2 exons. The record is from RefSeq and is a predicted model, not a curated record. The coding region runs from base 146 to 553 and encodes 135 amino acids. NCBI's taxonomy places the organism in Eukaryota, Viridiplantae, Streptophyta, Magnoliopsida, Sapindales, Anacardiaceae.
UAUCUCUCCGGGGUCUAUAUAUACCUCUCUUGUUCAUCUUCUUUCCCCUCACUAUAUACACUCGCAGAAACCUCUAGAGCCAUUGCUUAUUAUUCAUCUAUAUUUCUUCUUUCUGUCAAUACCCACCCUUUUCUUUGCUUUCCAAAUGGCCAGCGUUGAGGUUCAAUCAUCUGCUACAACAUUGCCUGAAAAUGAGACACCUGAGGUGACCGAGACUGUUGAGGCAACCCCAGAAGAGCCGGUGGCGGCAGCAGCAACAACGGCUGAAGAGCCAAAGGAAGUAACUCCGGAGACCCCAGUUGGAGAUGAACCCGCUGUCACAGAGCCUGAAGCAGCUCCAGUUGAGAUUGAAGCCAAGGUUGAGUCUGAACCAGCAGUGGAAGAGACUCAAGAAGUGAAAGCUGAGGAGCCUGUUGUUGAAGAGACUGUCCAACCCGAGGUUGAAGAAGCGCCGGUGGAGGAAAAGAAGGCAGCUGAGGAGGAGAAGCCAGUUGAAGCAACAGAGGAAGCAGCAGCGACUACAGAAGUUCCAGUUGAGAAGGCUGAAGAAUGAAGAAUAGGUGGCAAUGCCAAUGGCAUAGUCUUUCUUUAUUAUUAUUAUUAUUAUAAUUAUUAUUGUUACUAGUGUCACUUUGGUCAGGGUUUGCAUGAGGUUUGGACUUGGAGUACUAUUGGUCCACAUCAGCAGAAAAGCCACGUGGAUUGGCUUUGUUGUUCCAAUGUGGGUUCCAAGAAGGUCAUUGUUGUCAAAGAGUUUAAUACUUUGAAAUGAUGUGAUGAGUCACAUGAA